ACGAUGGUUUUGUGCAACAUUUAUACUCGGUCCCCAAUUAUAUAUGUUUAAUACAUGAAUUACUUUCACUGUCUGGUUAAUUGAAACGAUAUUUCAGGCGAAGGAUUAUAUUGUGUGAAGUAAUUUGAGACCACUAGAGGCCAGCGGUAUGCAGAAUGUUCACGUUACAAAUAACUUGCACUAAAUUUCAGUGUGUGACUUUGUUGACUGUGUAUUAAACAAACAAAUCAAAAUCAAACAAACCUGGAUUUCAUUUAAAAACAGUGUUUAACUUCAACAUUCAGCGAGCGAAGGUUUAAAAUGACAAGAAUUCUCUAUGAAAUUGUGGUAUUCCUUAUGUUGUGGGGACUAAAUCUGUUUAGACGGUCACAUUAUGGGGACAAAAAUCAAGUCAUAAAGUGAUAGUGCUUCAGGUUCAGAAAGCUGGAGAUCACGACGAAUAUUCAAACAUCUUUUUCCUCUUCACCUAAAAAUCUCAGUUUCUUGGGACACAAAGCCCGACAGAAAUAAUAACUUGUGGCUUGUGGUUACAUAGUGUUGCUUUAAUGUUUCCAGCGCGCACGUCUGGGUAACUUGUCACAGCAUUUCUGCCUGGGAACAGAGCAGACAACCAAAGUGAACAAAUGAUGAAUAAAUGAUGAAAAUGCUCUCUUCUCAAAAAUGGUAUUUAACCAAGCUUUAAUUAUGAAGACCUUCAACAGAGCUGACAUUUGUCAAGACAGGAAGGAUUCCCAUUAAAUCAAAAGAAGGGUUCCAAAUAUUGAUCAUGUUCUUAUUAGCAGUUAAUCCGUCUAUUACGAUCAAUUUUCUCUUAUCCGAUGUUUCCUAUGUCUCAAAACGACAUCUUCAGAUGUCUUAAUUGUCCACAAACAACUGAAUAAAUUAUAGAAUUUGUUUUAAACCCCUUGAACUGAUUGAUCGAUGAUCCAAAAAUAGCCACCGGUUAAUUUCGCGUUCGGUUAAUUAUUGAUUUGUUGAAAAUAAUAUUUGUUAGAAAAAAUUCAGAAUUUUCUACUUUGGUCCAAAAUGCAGAACCCUGUAUUUUUUUUUAGCAAUGAAAUGGUUACUGAGUUAGUGUUAUUCUAAUAUUACUACAACAAAUGUGAAUAACUUCAAGUACGUCAUUGUCAUUAAUCCAGAUGACGUCUGUGUUUCUGUGUGUGUGUGUGUGUGUGUGUGUGUGUGUGUGUGUGUGUGUGUGUGUGUGUGUGAGAGAGAGUGAGAGCGAGAGAGAGACGGAAAGGUUGGGGGGAGGUUGAAAGGAAAAGGUUGAUGAUUAAACUUGUGACUAAGACUAUAAAAGGCUGCGUCCACUGACCAAGAGAGAGCAAGAAGGAGGAACACCAAAGUCUGCUCUGCCACACAACACAAGCCAAAACACCUGAAGCACCUUCUGUGACCUGAGCGGCGAGGAAACGUCUGGUGAUCUGAGGUGGAACCUGGUCCCCCACCUGUCUGUGAGAAUGCUCUGGAGAUUGACUCUCGCCGUGGCCGUGGUGUGCGUCGGCGGCAUGUGCAGCUGCGUGAGGGCUGAUGUCAUGAGCAGACUGAUGGUGCCCAGGGACUAUGGGGUGAAGCUCUGCGGGAGAGAGUUCAUCAGAGCGGUCAUUUUCACCUGCGGAGGCUCCCGGUGGAGGCGGUCCACGGAGAGGGACUCAGACUCUUUCCUGUGGAGUUCUCUCAGCGACGUUCCAGCAGAGGACAGUCAGCACACCUGGCAGAGUGGCACGGAGCUCACGGAACACCGCUCUCCCGCUCACAUCUCCGCCUCUCAGUCUCUGUCUGACCUCCUGGCUCUUUACGGGGCCGUGGGAGACGCUCAGCAGCAGCAGCCGCAGCAGCAGCAGCAGCAGAGUGACCCGUCCCUGCUGGAGAAGUCUCAGGCGCCGUCGUUUUUCCCUGAGCAGGACGGACGUCCACUGGCAGACGGCUGGACCACGCACAGCAAGAAGAAGAGGAACUUUUCUCUGGGAGUGGCAGGGAUGUGCUGCAGCCAGGGCUGCACCAAGAACGAUAUUGGACGCUUGUGCUGAGCCGAGGAAAGGAGGAGA
Molecule: messenger RNA, 2051 nt
Organism: Solea solea (common sole)
Lineage: Eukaryota; Metazoa; Chordata; Actinopteri; Pleuronectiformes; Soleidae
Gene: rln1
Product: relaxin 1
Exons: 2
Coding region: 1464-2033 (189 amino acids)
Cellular component (GO): extracellular region
Molecular function (GO): hormone activity
Source: RefSeq, a predicted model, not a curated record